Messenger RNA from Chlamydomonas reinhardtii, 1671 nucleotides. RefSeq lists its product as uncharacterized. The record is from RefSeq and is a predicted model, not a curated record. The coding region runs from base 24 to 1466 and encodes 480 amino acids. Gene Ontology annotation, molecular function: FAD binding. The transcript has 11 exons. NCBI's taxonomy places the organism in Eukaryota, Viridiplantae, Chlorophyta, Chlorophyceae, Chlamydomonadales, Chlamydomonadaceae.
GCACACCGCGACUAAAACAAACAAUGCUCGUACGUCAUCAGCACACAUUGGUACACUCGCGUGGCCGGGCGACCGGCCACUCCGCAACUUGCCUUCGCGCGCGAGUACAUCGCAGGCGCGCAAGCACAGUCGCGAGCGCAGACGCAUCGUCUAAUUCACCUUGGGGAGAGCCCGUCCUCGUCGCGGGGGCGGGCAUUGCUGGCUUAGCGGUCGCCGUGGCGCUGCACAAGGUCGGCGUGCCGGUGCGGGUGUACGAGCGGGGCCCGGGGCUGCGGCAGGAGGGGGCGGCCAUUGGGCUGUGGUCCAACGCCUGGCGGGCGCUGGAGGAGCUGGGGGCGGCGGAGGCGCUGCGGCCGGGACACCUGCUGCUCAACAGGGUAGAGCUGUGCUCGGCCCAGGGCGAGGUGCUGCGGGGCUUUGACUUCGCUGAGUGCGAUGUGGGGCCCACCGGCCUGGAGUUCCGCGGCGUGCGGCGGGCGGCGCUGCUGCAGGCUCUGUACGACCGACUGCCGCCGGACGUGGUGUGUUUUGACACGGGCGUGGAAGAGGUGCUGGGGGAGCAGGGGGCAGCAAGCACCGGCGGCGGCGGCGGAGGCGUAACGGUGCGCCUCGCUGAUGGGCGAACAGUACGGGGCAGCUGCCUGGUGGGCGCGGACGGCGUGCGCUCGGCAGUGGCCAGGCACCUGCAGCUGCCAGCCGCCAACUAUGGUGGCUAUGUGGCACUCAGAGGCGUCGCCGAGUUCCCCUCGCCCGCCUCCUCCUCCCCCUCCUCGCCCUCUUCCCCAUCCACCUCUACCCCCGCGGGCGGGCCGGGUCUGCCGCUUAACACCAUCCGUCAGAUCUGGGGCGCGGGCACACGCGCGGGUCUGUACCCUUUGUCUCCCAGCUCCUACUACUGGUACACUUGCUUCAACGCAGACGAGGCCGCUGCGGAGGCGCCGCCGGCUACGCCUGAGGCGCGGCAGGCGGUCGCGUUGGCGGCGGUGAAGGGCUGGGCCUGGAGUGUGGAGGAGUGCAUUCGUCGCACACCGCCCGAGGACAUCACGUGGAGCCGCAUCUCCGACCGGUGGACGGCGGGCGCGUUCGGUCGGGGCGUGGUGACACUGGCGGGCGAUGCGGCACACCCCAUGACACCCAACCUGGGUCAGGGUGGCUGUGUGGCGCUGGAGGAUGCGGUUGUGCUGGGCCGCAGCCUGGGGCAGCUGGCGGCGGCGGCGGGGCAGCGCGGGCAAGCGGCGGCGGCGCCGCCAGCGGCAGGCGCGGUGGCGGCGGCGCUGCGGGCGUAUGAGGCGGAGCGCUCGCGGCGCUGCCUGCCGCUGACCGUGCGCUCCAACCUGAUGGGGCAGGCGCUGCAGAUCCCGCUGGCCCCGGUGGUGGCGGUGCGCAACGCCUUUGUCAAGGCCGCCUUUCAGCCCGGACAUUUCCUCGACCACACCGCAUACGACUGCGGUCGCCUGCAGCAGUAGCAGCAGUGCUGGCAGUAGCUGGUUUUGGUUUUGUCGUAGGACCAUGUGGAUGGUGCGUGUCGCCCGUCCUCAGGCCGGCUGUGCCUUAUCACCUGGUCCUGUACGGACUGUUCUGGGUUGGACCCUUGUGCUCAUAGCUUAGCAACGUUGAUGCGUACGAUGGGGCUUUUAUGCUGGUCUCAACGUGCUUAGCUUCGAUUCAUCA